UUUUUCCGUUGACGUCAUUAAUAAAGAAAGGCGUACAAUUUUUAAUUAAGAUUAACUAUUUGAACUUGGUUUUAAGGUGAAUUUGACAACCGCUACCAAAUUAUACAUGACUUAAUUGGUUGAUUGCACACAGCGUAUAUAUAUUAUGAGUCACAGUACAGUCAAAUAGCAGACUUUGUAAACUAAAACGCUGUCACAACUGUCACACGUAAAGUCCAUUCUCAUAGCCGCUAAUUUGCCAUUGUUCCAGCGUGAGACCUAAAAUAUAUUACUACAAAAACGACCUUAUGACAUAAGAGUUAUGGUUGUUUUUCAUAUUACCAAAGAUCACACAUACUGAUUUUUAUAACGGGAUAAUGUCGUGUUAUAAUCAAGUGUCAAGUGUCGUCUUUCAGGAAAACAAAUCCACACGAAAUAAGUAUUUUAGAAGCCUAUUUUUAGUUUAGAGAGUUUAUUAUAUUUCAUAUCGUUUUAUUUUAAUAUUUGCGUUAUAAUAAGUCACAAUGGGAAGAAAAUCACAUUCAAAGCAAUCUGCUAAGAAAAGCUCUGGAAAAGAAAAUAAUAAAUUAAGUCAAAAUAUUCGUAAAGAGCUUGCGGUGUACGUGGAUAAAUUGCUUAAAUUAACUAGCGUGUUCCAAACUACGGUUAAUUUAACGAAAAGUUGGGAGCAUCACAACGACAUUGAGGUGAUUCUGGGAGAAAUUAGGAAUAUUGAGUAUCCAAUUAAUAGCCACAAGGUAUCGAAGUCACGACAGUCACGCAAAGACAACUUCUUUAGCUGGCUGAGCGAAAAUGGAGCGGCAUUUGAAGGCAUUGACAUCCAAGAGUUUGAAGGAUAUGAUCUUGGCCUGGUAGCAAAGAAGGAGUUCAAAGAGGGCUCGCUGGUGCUGACUGUGCCUCGGAAGCUGAUGAUGACCGAACAGGAUGCCCGAGACUCCGCUCUGUCUGAGUUCAUAGCUGUAGACCCAUUGCUUCAAAACAUGCCAAAUAUUACGUUAGCAUUGUUUUUGUUGCUUGAGAAGAAUAAUCCAGAAUCUUUCUGGAAACCUUAUAUUGAUGUGUUGCCUGAGAAGUAUUCUACAGUUCUAUACUUUAGCCCUGAAGAACUAUUGGAAUUGAAGCCAUCUCCAGUCUUCGAGUCAUCACUGAAAUUAUAUAGAAGCAUUGCCAGACAGUAUGCCUACUUCUAUAACAAGAUUUAUUCAUUAGACUUGCCAGUCUUAAAAAGCCUUCAAGAAAUAUUUACGUAUGAGAACUACAGAUGGGCGGUAUCUACGGUAAUGACUCGUCAGAACAACUUAGAGCAGUCGAGCACAGACACGACCGCCUUCAUUCCUCUAUGGGAUAUGUGCAACCACGAGCAUGGCAAGAUAACAACCGAUUUCAACAAGGAGCUCAACCGAGGCGAAUGCUAUGCGUUGCGGGACUUCAAGCCUGGAGAACAAAUCUUCAUCUUCUACGGAGCUAGGCCUAACGCUGACCUCUUUCUACAUAACGGUUUCGUGUAUCCAGACAACCAGCACGACAGCCUCUCCCUUGCCCUCGGUGUUAGUUCAAGCGACCCUCACCGGGACACGAGAGUAGCCCUGCUGAGCAGAUUGGGGCUUGCAGGCGUCACCCACUAUAGCUUGUACCGGGGAGACAGCCCUAUCAGCGCCGAACUACUGGCUUUCAUUAGGAUAUUCAAUAUGAAUCAAGACGAGCUGACAAAAUGGUCGAACCACGGCCUCCCCGGCGACCUAGUCUCGACGGAAGCCAGCAGCGCAGCGGCGCUGGGCGCGGAGCUCGGCCGGCGCGCCUGCACCUACCUCCUCACCCGCUGCGGACUCAUCAAGGCCAUGUACAAGCACAAAGACACCACCGAUAAUACUCACACCAAAAACAUCAAACUGCUGAAACAAUGCGAAGUACAAAUCCUAGAAGGUGCCAUAAAGUACUUGGAAACCGAACUACAGAAGCUCCCCGCCGCCAACAACUGAGACCGGUACAUAUCGACGAUGUUUUUAAGGUACCUCACGUGCAAUCCCUAUUUUUAAAUGUUUAUUUUUGAUGAGACAAGUAAACGGUAAAGACUGUUAAUCUUUCCGCUGUUUGAACGGUUCUCUUGGAUCCAUAUUAAAGUCUGCCACCGUAAAAUGUGCCAACUCUCCACUGGGUAUUUGUGGUACAACAGUUUUUAUACAUUAAUGGCGUUAUUCAUAAACGCGUUACUGGCCUGAAUUAGCUAUGAAUCGUUUGUCUUUAUCUGUCAUUUUAACUUAUGUAUUUGUGAGAAAGGGAUAAAACAUAAUUUAACUAAAUCAGUCCCGUAAAAUUUUAUGAAGAAGGGGGUAAUACUAUCACACAACCUCAUUUAAGUGUUACAAGUGUUUAAAUUGGCAUAAGUUAUAUCAAUAUACGAUAUUAUAAUAAUUUUAUAAAAAUCAUUUUAAUGUCGAAUUUUGGGCAAAUCCUGGAGCUAAGUAGGUAGGUAUUUUACAGAACACUCUGUCAGUAUGGUGGCGUGUCCGUAUGGACCUACUCAAUCACUUGAUAUGUUUAAAUGAACCAUAUUGCUUAGGUUAUAAGUAUAAGAAUGACUAGAAUUACAAAAAUCAAGACGCCAUCUACAACAAUGAUGAGACACACGACUCUAUGGAGAAUUGGAGAUUAAUUGUCUGUAUUAUUUAUUUGUCUCUUUUUUUGUGUACGAUAAAAGGUAUUUUAAAAACAUUGCUGAUAUAAAUAGUAAAAUAUAACGAUGGACCCUACAUGAUCCUUUACGCAAUUUUAUGAUAAGUAUGAAUCAUCAUCGGUAGGAGGCAAUUGCGCUUUUACCCCCUUAUUCAUAAACGUGUACUAAAGUUACGAUGCCGCUGAUCAUCGGUUGUCCCUUUCCAUCAUACCAAUACGUCGGAAAGGGACAAACGAUGAUCAGCGGCAUCGUAACUUUAGUACACGUUUAUGAAUAAGGGGGUUAGUAUUUUGAAAGCAGGUCUCGUUUUCUCAUCUCAUCUAGUUUAUACAAUAGCCGAACAGUUCCAUCGUAUAAGGAAGGCCAUUUUAUGCGGUAUACCUUCUGUAAUUCACUUUAAUAUAGCUUCAGUCUGGAUAAUAUAACCCAUAAUAUCACGAGGAACCCGAAAGAUUUUAACCACGAAUUUCUGAGGCCGAUAGAAGGAAAAAAUGUUACUUA
This is a messenger RNA of Cydia pomonella (codling moth), 3175 nucleotides long. RefSeq names its product actin-histidine N-methyltransferase (gene Setd3). The transcript is spliced from 9 exons. Gene Ontology annotation, molecular function: protein binding; histone H3K4 methyltransferase activity; histone H3K36 methyltransferase activity. Bases 504 to 1979 code for a protein of 491 amino acids. The record is from RefSeq and is a predicted model, not a curated record. Gene Ontology annotation, biological process: positive regulation of transcription by RNA polymerase II; peptidyl-lysine monomethylation; actin modification. NCBI's taxonomy places the organism in Eukaryota, Metazoa, Arthropoda, Insecta, Lepidoptera, Tortricidae.